GUAGAAAUAAUUCACAACACGAUUUUGAAUUCUUUUUUAGAAAAGUUAUGGAAAAGUUUUAAAUCGUAACUAGCUUCACAAUUAGCAAAUAAUUGUUAUCGCUCAUAUUUUAAUAUGUGAAUAUUUUACUUUUCGAACAACGACGGCGCGACAGCGGUUGUUAUGUAGGCACAAAGAGUAUGUAACACUACGUUUAUGUAGGCAUAAGACUACGGUAGUGUUCUGUGGAUACGCUUGUUGAAUGUAAACAAUGAUACAUGCUUAUUAAGUACUUAAGUACCGUAUCUACCUACUCAAAAUCUACGAGUUCUCUGCUGAAAUGAGUCAUUAACGUGCGAAACACGUUCCGUAUAUUGUUUGUAAUAUCGGUUAGUGCUUGGGUGUCAAGGAGUGAUGCGCAGCGAGCCUCGGACAUCAGAGCUUAUCUCAUCGUAGGCGUUGCUAGUGUAAGCAUCGCGUUCAAACGUUUUGUAUGGACGUAACGUACGAACCAUAAAGACUGCGCAAGUAUGACAUACCCUAAUCAACCUCGGCUACCCCAGUCCAUGGGCUCUUCCAACACUAUGUUUGUAACUGAAGUAAGAUUUGAUCCAUCAUACGCUAAAACGGUACCGGGAGUCAUAAAAAUAAUCAUUAUAAUAUUCAGUUUGAUUGCCUUCAUCUGCAUUCAAGCUUCGUCGUUCUGGUCAAAUGGACGUGGAGUCUACUUCAAUGUUAUAGCACAAUUUGGUAUCUGGUAUUCAGUUGGCAUCCUUUUCUGCUAUCUAUUUCACAUAGUAGAAAAAUACCACAAUUGGAAAUGGUUACGGAUUGAAAUGAUAGCUGAUGUUGCAUUUGUGUUCCUUUACCUUACAACUUCAACAAUUGUUGUGGCUUUUGGAUCUGCUGCAUACUCAGCUGCUGGGUUUUUCGGCUACCUGACUAUGGUGCUUUUCGGGAGCGACGCCUUUAUAAAGUUCAACGCGAUAAAGGCAGGCGAACUGGCGCAGGGACGCAAGGUCGUGGCCAAAGAGGCUCACACUCACAUCGCCACACCACCGGCCAUGCCGUGAGACCCUGUACCGAUCAAUAUCGAUAUAAUUAUUGUUUUAAGACUUAAAUGUGCAUACCAUUAGUACCUAAAAUAUGUACCACCAAAUAUUCAUCACAAUUUUCAUAGUUCAAACACUUUUACGGCUCAAUCGCCAGUCAGGCGUCUUUCGCCGUGAAAAAUUAUAAUAUUUAUUGGAAACAUUGGAAAUUGUUGAAAAACAAAAUGAAAAGGCGAGAUUAAAUUGUAAUAUCUUGAAGAUGAUUUGUAAAAUGAAUUAAAGCCUUUCAGUAUUUAAAGUAUUCGUUCGAAAAAAGUUCUAAAACAACGACGUUGUCGAAAUUCCGAAUUGUGACGUCAUUCGUUGCCAAAUGAAAUUACUGUAGUGAAAAACACGUUGAUUCGCUUCUAUAGAAACAACACUGGAACGGUUUUUUUCACCUUGGGAACGGGGAGCAGUGUGCUUAUUACGAGUUUUUUAACUUCUCGAUCGUGUAAGAGUUAACUCAAAUUUGUAUGGAGUUGGAACAGCGGUAGUGGCAAACAUAAGCAAACGAUCCAACUCCAUACAAAUUUUAGUUAACUUUUACGCUAUCGAGAACGUUAAAACAAUCGCACUAAGCACACUGUUUUACGUUCUCAUCGUCAACUGACAUCUAUUUAUAAUUUGUAAUUAAAGCUGGAACCACUCACCGCGCCGUUAACUAAAUAAUCUAGGAACGAUCAACGCAACCACUGAUUGUAUUCCUGCGGUACCAGCGGUAGUUGAAUGUAACCUGUGACGUCACCCGCCCCCACUCACGUGUUAAUGCAAUUUUCAUCAUCCACAGCACGAACAUUAUGUACCUACCUACCGACGCUUAACAACGUUUCGCUCACAAACUGAAGUCAUAUCUGAUCGCGGUUUAUUCAAAUGAUUGGAAGUCUAUUACAAUUUACAAUUAAAUACGGUUAUUUGUACAAUUGCUACGGCAGGAGCGGCUUGCUUGUGACCUUAACAAUGUUGAUGUCCAAGAGCGAGAGUAAGCACCUGCCACGAGCCGUUAGCGAUGUAGGCAGGUACCGCGAGUAGGCAGGACGCCACCUGAAGCUUGACUGAUACUCGCGGCGUAUCUUUAGAACCUAAGUUAUUAACACAUUUAGGUCUCGUUAAAAUUUUGUCAAGUUUAUGAUAAAUGAUUAAAUAGAUAAUUUUACUUUGGUGCUAUGACUUAUUUAUGUGGAUGCCAUUAUAUUUUUAAUUUUUUCAUUCGUAAUUUACACCUGAAACUACGUUGCCAAACAUCAGAAUGUGAUUCGUUAAUAUAAUGCUCACGAAAAUUCAAAUUUACUAAAUUUUAUUUAGAUUAAAUGGCACAUACCAAGUAGAAAGCGUGCGACAGUUGGCGCCAAGCCACCCCCACGGGAGGAGGGGCGCUGAGUACUAUGAGUACUAUUGACACAGUUAUAACUGUUACUCGGGAGGUAAUUAUUAAAAAUAGUGAAACCAGUGUUGUAAUUGCUCUGAGGUAAUACGCGUGCCAAAACUUACACGUCCCAAUAUUUUUACGAGUGCUCAUGUAUGAUAAUUUAUCUGUAAUAUAUUGACAUUAUUAGUUGUUUAGUUAUUUAUUUAUUAUAUGUUAGAAAUUUGUGAUUAACAAAACGGCCUUUACUUAUGACGAUGUAAUCAAAGAUUAGUUUUAAACUUUAAGUUUUAAGUAUUAGUUAGUGACGUAGAAUUAGCUCGAGUGGCGGUGUUUGUGCCGGGAACCGCAAUCCAGAAAGAACUCACCGUCACGUGGACUCGAAUGGCACGGGACCGUCUGAUUUGUCGCUUCUUUGUGAUAUAAUUCUAAGUUUUAUUAUUCUGUAUAUAAUGUUAUAAUAUAUAUUUGAAAUGAACAUGUGUCUGAAAUUGUUGAUUAUGUUUAUUAGACUGCACAAAGCACGUUUUGCUGUCGUCUCGACCGCAUCUCUCGCUUCGAGCAAAGGGACUUGGCUUGGGUAUUAUUCUGUUACUAAAAUAAUUAUGUAUUUGUGUAAUAAUAAUGAAUUGACACAAAUAAUUUGGAAAUAAUCAGUAAUUUGUUACAAGAGUUGCGACCGACGUUCUGUAAUAAUUUAAAAUAAAAUCAGUUAGACGUACCCGCCCUUUCCUAAUUCAUAUCGUCAUUAAAUAUCUUGUAAUUGUGUUAAAGCCGUGUAAAUAACAUUCCAAAUUGUAUAAAAUUAUAUUCUUAAUAAAGCACGUUGCCUAUC
Messenger RNA from Bombyx mandarina (wild silkworm), 3271 nucleotides. RefSeq lists its product as uncharacterized. Gene Ontology annotation, cellular component: membrane. Lineage: Eukaryota; Metazoa; Arthropoda; Insecta; Lepidoptera; Bombycidae. The record is from RefSeq and is a predicted model, not a curated record.